GGAGACCUCGCCUGGUUUUGGUUCUAUGUUCAAUCAGUACGAUGCAAACACUGGUCGCGGCAAAGUCGACGCGCAGGUACUGGCAGCGCAUGCUACAGGCGUAGAGAACAUCAAGAACAUCUUGGAAUUUGGCUUCAAGCGGCCCACGAAGACCAACACGUACAACAUUAUGCGAACAGCAUCAAGGUUGUAAAUGUAUUCUAAGAGAGAAGUUAGUAGAUGUAGAAUUAUCAGAGUCUGAAGAAGAACAACAAAAACUCAGAAGUUGAAUUUCAUUGUAACUUUUACUUCUAUGGUGCAGGUCUAUGUCAAUAUUAUCAUCGAAGUUAAUGCCUGUGAUAUAUGGCAUAACACUAUGCAAAAAGCGAGCAUAGAAAAGUGCUUUUUUAGCCAAAAAACGCACAUAAAAUUCAGGAAUCAGUUGGGAAGUAGUCGUCUCAAUAUGAACAAGUUCACUCUGAGACGAAUAACGUUACAAAGAAAAAGACGCUUUUUAUUGUAACAUCAACCGGAUCUGCAAUAUUGAGGGGAAAGCUCCUGAGAUGUCUUUCUGUAGCUUUAAUGUUGAUCAAGAUAGGUCAUUUUCUUGUAUUUUUGUGUUGCUUGCUCUAACAAAGAACUACAGGGAGAUAAUAGUUAUGUAGAGGGUCAACAGUACGCGAUCGAUCAGUGGAUGUUCCAGCCGGAUCAGUUCAAAGCACUGGGCGAUGGCCUUUUUCUUACGACGAGCUGGCUGAAGAUGGACCAGUACACCACUCCUUUUGAUUACACAAACGCGGAGCUGAAAAAAGUUCUACAGGAAGCACAAGAGAAGAUCAGGAACCACAGCGUCGAAACUGGUGACAAGACUGAAGCGAUGAAGGACACGACUGCUGGUCCUGACGGAUGCCCUGUGCAACGCUUGAAGCAAUUUUAUCAAAAAAUCCGUUACUUCUUGGAUACAGCUUCGGCAGACUUCCUAGCCACAACAGUUGGUGCGAACUUUCGCUUGGAUCUUCUAGCCAACGAAAGCGAGACUGGUGGUAACGAUACAUUUCGCAAAGUAAAGUAUGCGACCUCGACCAAGGUAAUCCGCGACCCGCGCUUCGGCUUUGUGACGAAGGCUAGUGUCCCGCAGUUCCGCACGCUUCUCGCGGGAGUGGGCGACGUUCAUGCGGCAACACCGCUUGGCAAAACCGCGCCACCUGUGAAAGUCCCGAUGAAGACCUGGGUGAAGGCGUACAACAAUUGGGUUCAUAAGACGGUAAAGAAGCUUACGGACAUUCAGGAAAAGGUGGACGCCGCGGUGUUGAAGGGGACUGAGCCGAUGAUGAGGCGUGAUGGUGUCAUUGCAGCAACUUCUACAGCUACAGGUGUAGUAAACCUUCAGGAAAGAACAUUUCUCGGCAAACAACAUGGUGGAAAUUCUGUGGAACACCUGCAUCAGGUGUGCGAAAUUUCGCAUCCUACAGAGGCUGAACUGCCCAUGAUUCCGGAAAAGAUUUACACACACAAAAACCCAUUCUCUGACGAGGAAACCAGAAAAAACGUUGAAACCGCUGCAAGAAAGUGGACGGAGCGCCUGGACACGUUGGAGAAUUUAAAACUGGAGAAAGAUGCACAUGGCGUGACGUACAUCAGCACAACCUGGUCUGAUAAGAACCAGUACCAAACUGUACUGAAGGACAACCCGGAAUUGAAACAUCGACUCAUGCGAUUGCCGGAAGGCAGCACAACUGUGGAAGACGAAGAGACAUUGGACCCGCGAUUGACCGCAGACUAUUGGUAUGCUUCUAAUCCACUGCGAAAAGGCGAGCACGACGCUAAGGUUAGCCCCUUUGCUCCAUUCGGUCCGCAUCAAGAGGAACUGAACAUUGGGUCUCCUGAGAAGGCGAAGCCCUGCUGGAUGGUCGAGUACAAGAUGGUCACAAAGCGAGAGUACAACGACCUCCUGUUGGGAAAAGGAAAAGAGGGUGCCGCGAGCGGCGAAGAGAUUGCGAACUUGUUCAAUGGAGGAGAUGAGGAUGAGAUGAAGUACAAGAUUGAGGAACUGACCAGAGAUAACUGGGGAUCUUCAGGGGUUUCAUCUGGAUCUGCCAGCAUCGCUGCACAGUACAUUGGUCGCAUGGUCGAGAAUCGUGACACACCUUUUACACCAAUGGAGCUGCCUCAAUACGAUGAGCAAGUUAAAAAUAUUAAGGGUACAGGUUAAAGGUGCUUUUCUUACCGCUUUUUAUGCCUCUCUCCCCUAGGAUGAGAAAGGCAUAACAAUCGGGUUAAGCGGGCACCAAAAACCUACCUCUAAAAAUAUGAGCGAAGGAGCCGGCGACAGGCUCGUUAUCAACACAAAUAUGUACUUGGCGGGUGCCGAUCGGGAUGUGAAGUCGAUAGGAGUAUUAGCGAAGCCAAACCCACAGGAACUAGACCCUCUGAAGGGUACGCCUCGUGAUUUUGAAACGGUAACGCUGGUUCCUUUCGUGGUGCGAAUCUUUCGUGUGGUUGACGCCAAGGACUCGCGGCCGGUUUGCUUGGCGGAUGCUGACAAGAAUGUGCUAGAUUUACGGCUUCCCCUAAUUUUCCAUCUUCGGAAGCAUUCUGAAGCUGUCCCAUAAGGGGAAAAACGCAUCGGGAUGCAUCUCAAGAUGGAUAAGGGUGAGCUCUAGGCUCUAAUAGAAGACUUGACAGCGUCGCCUGGCUUCGGCUCCUUGUUUAAGGCGCAAAAAGAGUUCUCAGAGGGGCAGCGGAAAUCCAUCCAAGUUUUUGCAGCACACGGAACUGGCGUCGAGAAUAUUCACGGCAUCCUGAGAGAAGGCUUCAAGAAGGGCGGUAAGGCGCGGCCAAUGCUGGGACACGGAGAGUUAAGAACAAAACGACAAUCGAAGUCGAACUUGCUAAUGUUGGAUAUCGAGGACGCUGUUGGGAACGAGAUCGUGUAUCUUAGACCUAGUUGGAUGAACAAGAGCUUUGUUGGCCUUUAUCUUUAAACGCGCUCAACCGAUUCCAACAGGACCACAAAUAUUAUUUUCCUGAUAUUACUUUGUCGUCUCUGGUAGUUAUUUUCUAGAAGCAAUCAUAGAUAAUAAUUUUGUAUUGGUUUUCAUACAUCCAGAUCCAACCUGGAACUUAUCAAAUUAUAAUUUGUUGAAGUACAUCCACACUGAUGCCCACCCUCAACCUCAUCGCUCGACCCUAGGUUGCUUAGAGGCUGGUCAUCUUUGAGAACUUCUAUGUAUUAUUCCUCUUUAGAAGGUAAUUGAAGCAGGGUACUAUUAAUAUCACGGAUCACACGCCGCAUGGUAAUUUUUUUUCUCCUAAGACACAAAAAAAGGCUGCAGCAAUGGGAGUUCCAACCCGACCAGUUUCUGACUCUUGGUGCGGGUUUGUACCUCACGACUUCCUGGUCCAAAGUUGACCAGUAUGCUGCGCCGUUCGAUACGCAAAACAAGGAUUUGACGAGCUUGCUCCUUGAGGCGAAUAAAGCUGGCGCUGGCAGCUACGAGUGGACGGCCUUGAAAAAGUAUCAACAGAAGGUGCGCUACAUGCUGAACACAAUUGCGGGUAAUAGUAAGGCGCUCGAUACACUAGCACACGCAGGCUACGUUGCACCGUCAGCGGAAGGAAUUAUGACCCUCACUAGAUCUAGACAUAAUCGAUUCUUGGCAUGAUUCUCGUGGACGUGUUUGAUUGAUUGUCAAGAUUAUUAUCUAUCAUUUCUGUGCAACCCCAGAAGAUUUAUUACCUCAAUCUUUGCAAAUGUUAAUGUCUCCACCACUCUUUUUACCUCGUUUCACUUGAAUAAUUCCACGACCGCUUCCUUAACUGAAGUAGAUGACGUCGAUUGACCUAAAACAAAUGGUGAACAUUACAAAAAGUAAGCAUAGUCUUUUAUAGAUGUUGAUGCUCAUCAAGAAAAAAGAGAGAGCAUAACCAUAAUCGAGUACAUCUACAUUAUUAAUGUCCAAUUUCUUAGUGACUGUGACGAUGAUCGUUCUAAGAAGACAGAGUUUACUCGCGGAGUACAGUACAAGGCAUCCACCAAGGCUGUGAGGGACUCACGGUUCGCGUUCGUGGCUGAAGCUGAACUCAGCAAUCCUGUCUUCACAUUGCUUGCUGGCGUGGGAGAUCUCCAUGGUAAGCGGGUUCCGAUGGUAGUCUGGAUGAAGGCGUAUAACCAGUGGUUUGAUAAUAAAGUCAAAGAACUCACCAGCCGCAUUGAUGGUGAGCAGGCGGGGAAAGGGGCGAAGCUAGAAGAUAUAAUAGAAGCUGGCCUUGCGGGAAUCAAUCUAGAAGAAAAAGAUUCGCAUCCUGAUUGUGCAUCCGCAUCUGGUUCGGCUGUGUAA
This is a messenger RNA of Amoebophrya sp. A25, 4319 nucleotides long. NCBI's taxonomy places the organism in Eukaryota, Dinophyceae, Syndiniales, Amoebophryaceae. The record is from the annotation of a GenBank genome assembly.